This is a messenger RNA of Rhagoletis zephyria (snowberry fruit fly), 2761 nucleotides long. It is a transcript of the gene Syx7, whose product is annotated as syntaxin 7. Gene Ontology annotation, molecular function: SNARE binding; SNAP receptor activity. Gene Ontology annotation, cellular component: membrane; SNARE complex; synaptic vesicle. The record is from RefSeq and is a predicted model, not a curated record. NCBI's taxonomy places the organism in Eukaryota, Metazoa, Arthropoda, Insecta, Diptera, Tephritidae. Gene Ontology annotation, biological process: vesicle-mediated transport; intracellular protein transport; vesicle fusion.
CUGACAGUACGUAGUUGACCAAUUUUUUUGCAAAAAAAAAAGUAAAAAAGAUUUGUCAUCUGGGAAAAAUUGAAAAAGUGCAGUAAUUAUUAAAAGCUAUUGAAAAUUGUAAUAAAUGUAAAAAUACAAAAAGCAAAAUCACCAAGAAGCCCGUACUGCGAAACUGUUUGUGCUAAUCAAUAAGUUGAAUUGUUUUUGACGUCGAUUGAGGGAAAGUUGGUAGGAAAAAGAAAAGGCCAAAAAGCAUUAGCGCAGUGCCAGCAGUUGUGUGACACCAAACAAGCAAAUAUACAUUGAAAAUUAGCGACGUAACUGGUAAUAGGGGAGAACUCAGCCCAUAAUCGAAUUUUGAAACAAAGAAAGCUGUACCAGUCGACAUCAACGAGCAGUGAGUGUAGUCUUCGAGGACGAGGGCAAACAUUGCUAUACCACUCCCUUCUUUUAGUCAAAAUUUGCAUAGUGUCUACCUACGAGAGCAUGGAUCUGCAGCAUAUGGAGAAUGGCAUCAGUGGCGGUGGCCAUGGUGCUGGAGUAGGGCCCACGGGCGGCUUCAGUGAAAAUGAUUUCCAACGUCUUGCGCAAACCAUCGCGACAAGCAUACAAAAAAUUUUACAAAAUGUGUCCACUAUGCAACGCAUGGUUAACCAGUUCAAUACGCCACAGGAUUCGCCUGAUUUGAAGAAACAGCUACAUCAAAUAAUGACCUAUACGCAUCAAUUGGUUUCGGACACAAAUAAUCAAUUGAAAGAGGUGGAUAAGUGCAAGGAACGUCAUUUGAAAAUACAACGCGAUCGGCUGGUAGAUGAGUUCACCGCUGCUUUAACAGCAUUUCAGGCCGUUCAACGCAAAACAGUCGAUAUCGAGAAAAAUGCUGUUCGACAAGCGCGUGCGCACAGUUACAACAUUAGCAAACCACCGGGCACGAACAACAGCAGUGGCAGUGGUGGUACCAGUGGCAGCAACAAUAGUGGCUCCUUCUUCGAGGAUAACUUUUUCAGUCGUAGAUCAAAUCAAUCACAACAACAAACACAAAUGCAAGAAGAAAUCGAUUUACAAGCGCUUGAAGAACAGGAACGUCAAAUACGUGAACUGGAGGAAAAUAUUGUUGGUGUGAAUGAAAUCUACAAGAAACUCGGGGCCAUGGUGUACGAACAAGGUCUAACUGUUGAUUCGAUUGAAUCGUCCGUGGAGCAGACAAGUGUAUUUGUGUCACAGGGUGCUGAUAAUCUUCGUAAAGCCAGUUCAUAUAAAAACCAAGUGCGUAGGAAGAAGCUUAUUUUGGUUGGCAUCCUUUCAGUGGUAUUAUUCAUUAUCAUAAUGAUUCUUGUAUUCGAAUUCAAACAAUAAUUAUUGCGUGCAUUAGAAAGUAUUUUUUUGAUGGCAAUGUUUUUUCUUCGCAUUCAACCAUAUGUUGCUGCUAAGUUGUACAGUUUUUGUGUAGUCUGCGAAGUUCAAUCGCAAUACUGAGGUGGUAUAUUCAAUUGUUGAGGUGAUAUUUGAAAGCAAGCACUUUUUAAAAAGUUCUAAAACAAUAAAAUUUUAUGAUGGCUUAUUAAAAAAGUAAAGUAAGUGAUAAAAAUACAUGCCCAUUGUUAGUUCGCCAUCUGUACAAAAUAUGAAUAAUAUAUGUUCUACGGUUUAAAAAUGGGUUGGGAUUCUUAUUUUGCAUAUCGACCCUUUUGCGCAAAAUUAUCGUAUGUUACAAAAACUAAAUUUUACAGGAAAGUGUUUUUUGUAUUUUUCUCUACAUUCUAGUUUCUUAGCCCAUAUGAUAAUUUCGCACACAAGAAAUAAAUACAUACGAUAAAAUUUACAGUCAAUUUUUGGGGUAGCUAUUGGGAUUCAAGCCGUAAUAUUUGAACAGUGAUGCGUUAUGGGUUGUAAAACAAAGUUGCAUCAAAAAGUGAAUUUCGUAAAAAAUGUAACAUAUGAUAAUUUUGCGCAAAGGGGUCGAUAUACAUAUGUAGUAAAUUUGUAAAGUGCAAAUUUCGAUAUGAUGACCAAAAGUUAAAAAAGGCAAAUAAAUUGUGAAAUGUACUUUCUGUAUAUGUAAAUUACUUUUUGGCGGUAGAUAUUUAUUUACAAAUAUUGUAUUAUAUACAUACGUAUGUAUAUCAUUUAUGUAAUCUUAAUAUAAAUUUAUACUUUUAUGCGAAAAUAUAUAUUUAUUAACUCUGUAACACAUGCAUAUGUAUGUAUAAGCACUCAAAUACCAACGUAAAUUUGUAUGGGCGUCUAAAAUAUGUAAAAUCGUAGUGUGUAAUCGUUAGGAAGUAGAAAAAGGGAAAUACAUUUUAUGCUAAAUGCUGAGCGCUUUUAAUAUUAAUUCACUGCACUGUGCUACAGCAUUCCUUGUUCGUAAAUACUUUUGUUCGUACUUAGCAUACGCUUAUGCUACAAAUAGGAUUUUUUUCCUAUAUUGCUCGAUUUAGCUUUUUCUUGUUUCUACUUUACAGUAUUUUAAUGCUUAUGCGGUAAAAGCGCGUCUAGGAAUAGUUGCGUUCCAGAUGUUUCACGAUUUGCAGGUUUUACAGGAUUUGCAGGAACAGCUGUUUUCUCCAUUAAUAAACCUUAUGGAAGGUGGUCACUUGGAACGGCUUCCUGUAAAAACCUGCAAAUCGUGAAGCAUCUGCAACGCAACUAAUGCCUUGAAUCUAUUUGGAAGAGAUUUCUAAAUUGUGAUCGUGAAGGCGAAAAAGAACGAUUUAUGUACGAACCACGUAAAAUACACAAAAUUAAUAAACAAAUUAAAAUAUAAAAA